GUGGUUCUAGUCGUCGACUGCGGAUGGAGUGCGGCGGACAGGGCUCUGGGACGCGGUGCAUCGGCCCGCCGACGCGGCGGUGUGGUCGUUGCGGCGCCGUCGCGUACUGCUCCGUCUCUCACCAGAUUUCGCAUUGGAGCUAUCAUAAGGAAGAAUGUGAGAGGCUUGAAGAGCAAAUGAGCCGCGUAGAUUCGUUGAAUGAUUUUCCAUUCACAUUUACGGAAGAAGCUAUCCAGGGGAGCAGGUGCUCUUUCCUUAGCAAAAGAGGAAUCCAUCAUACGGGAAUGUGGAUUUUCGAAUGCAAUUGCGGAGCCUCAGCAUGGUCGAUGGGUGUUGCUCGCUUUAAGAGUGAAAGCUGGAAUUUUCCGAGCUCUUCUUGUCCAUGUCGUGGGCCUUCAUCUCCAUUCCCGACCCAGCUAUGCAAUUGGAAGGAGUAUUACGAUUGGAGACGCAUACCGCUUGACUCUCCCGUGGCUUUACUUCUACACUGGCCACUUACAGUAUACCAUGCCAUGCAAGCUGUUGGGCUGAGAAAUUUGACAAGCCAAAACAGUAAUGAAGUUUGCAUACAUUAUCUUGGGCCUCAGAAAGAACUCGGUCAACUUGGUGUCUUUGCUGAGUUGCAAGCUCUCUUCCCUGGUGUGCGCAUUCUUGUAGAACUGGUCGGGCCUGAUGUUCCACUGUAUAGGGAUGGAGAGAAGAUCAGCCUUUGCAGCUUUGCCCCUUGCGUGGAGGAAAACUGCUGUUGUAAAUAUUCAGGCGAAAUGCUAAAAAACAAUGAAGAAUCUGAACCUGUGUCAUUGCGGCUUCAUAGGGGAUUUUAUCAUGAUCGUUACAAAGAUUUAGCAAAGGAUUCUCGUCCUCAUAUAGUGAUCGCUCCAAAUGCCGGCAUUGCUGCUUAUCCGAGCUGGUUGCCAACUAUUGAACUGAUCACGGAGAUGAAUGUCCCGGCCGUGUUUUCGGAUUACUGCGAAGAAGCUUGUCAUCUCGCGGCCUGUUGCGUAAAAACCGUCACCGGGAAACCUCUAUCAUUACCGAUUCAAAUAAAUCCGUUCAGACAGCCAUUGGCAGUGGAAGGUGGUCCUCUUCUUCUCCCUUGUUACUCAAACUGCUUCAUCUUCGGAAUGUGAAAAAAAAAAUGGUCAUUGAGUGAGAUUAUUUAUACAUCAACAUCGCCUUAGUCCCAAGUUUAUUUAGGGUCGGCCGCAUAGAUUCUUCGUUUCCACUCAUUUUGGUUUUUACGUUAGCAGAGAUUAUUUAUAACCAAAAAAAAGUUCAAUUUCGCAUUUCUGAUUUUUUUCUGUCUAGAAUUUUUUAAAAAAUAAAUAAGAAACAGCUUCUUCUUUCACUUUCA
Molecule: messenger RNA, 1354 nt
Organism: Tarenaya hassleriana
Lineage: Eukaryota; Viridiplantae; Streptophyta; Magnoliopsida; Brassicales; Cleomaceae
Product: zinc finger MYND domain-containing protein 15
Exons: 11
Coding region: 24-1130 (368 amino acids)
Source: RefSeq, a predicted model, not a curated record